UACGACACGAAACACCGGGCCUACAUGAUGCGCGAGAAGGAGAUGAAGCUUGAACCUUUGAAGAUUCGGUAUCACGGGGUCUCUGGUCCUGCCAUGCCUUACGAUGAGCGGUACACACCGUACAUCAAGCAGGCAGGACUACUCCCGUGGAUUCAGUUGGUCAGCCGGUCCACGCCGAAUCUGAAUGCUCCAUUAGUGUCCGCUCUUGCUGAUCGGUGGAGGCCGGAGACGCAUAGUUUCCAUCUUCCGACUGGGGAGAUGACCGUGACGCUCGAGGAUGUCUCGUUGAUAACCGGUCUUGCUAUCGACGGGAUGCCUCUCUGUAUGAGCACCGAUUCUGAUGGGUGGCGCGAGCAGAUGAUUGCUCUUAUCGGUAUGGCUCCUACCGAGGCUGAGGCUGAUGUAGAGGAGAGAGAAGAGAAGAAUAAGAAGGAAAGGAAAGCAUCCGGAGCUGCUUUCACGUGGAUUCAAACUCACUUUGCGACGUGCCCUCCGGAUGCCACUGAUGACGUGAUCCAGACACAUGCUCGUGUCUACAUGUGGUAUGUUGUGUCGAGGACUUUGUUUCCUGACUCCACUGGCAAGAAUGCUCCAUGGAUGUGGCUGAAGGCGUUGACCGUCUUCGAUAGCAAAUGGAGCUGGGGUUCAGCGACUCUUGCCUACUUGUACUGA
Molecule: messenger RNA, 672 nt
Organism: Triticum urartu
Lineage: Eukaryota; Viridiplantae; Streptophyta; Magnoliopsida; Poales; Poaceae
Source: RefSeq, a predicted model, not a curated record